Solanum pennellii is the source of this 3029-nucleotide messenger RNA. Its product is annotated as protein yippee-like At5g53940. The transcript is spliced from 7 exons. The record is from RefSeq and is a predicted model, not a curated record. The coding region runs from base 2454 to 2849 and encodes 131 amino acids. Lineage: Eukaryota; Viridiplantae; Streptophyta; Magnoliopsida; Solanales; Solanaceae. Gene Ontology annotation, cellular component: ubiquitin ligase complex.
ACACAAGUCUUCAUCUAAGAAAAACUCUUCCAGAAUGAAGAGGCUCAAAGUUUCCUCUAAGGCUCUACAUUGCAGAAGUGGAAGAGCAUACCUGAUCAAUAAAGUGAAGCUAAUCUGAAUUGACUGUGUUGGGCACCAUCCAGAUCCUUCCACCAAACCAAACGAACCUCCUUGCCAUCCUAAAUCCGAAUUCACAAUUUGCAGAUUUUCCGAUAUUGAUUGCAAUUAGCGAUUCGUUUAUCUGCGGUUUGCUUUUUGCAAUUCCAAUUUUGUUAACGAAGAAGAAGAAGUAAGUCUGAACACAAUGGGAGAACACAAGUCUUCAUCUAAGAAAAACUCUUCCAGAAUGAAGAGGCUCAAUGUUUCCUCUAAGGUAUUUUUUUUCAACUCUCCUUUUCGAUGCUUUCCAUGUAUUGACAUAAUAAUAUUCGUUUCGCUUGCUCAGUAUUAUGUAUAAUUAAUGUUCGUGUGUGGUGUGUUGCUUUAUUUCUAUUUCGUUUUGAAUGUCUGUGUAUAGUUAUGUAUUUUAGGGUUUAUCUUCAUCUUAAACUAAAGUUAUUGAACUUUGUUUUGUAUCAAAUAAAAUCAUUCAACUUAAGGUUUUAAUUUUUAAUCUACUUUAAUUUGCUUUUUAAGGGCUUAUGUUUUUUCUGAUUACUGAAUUAAUUUUUGUGAUGUUAUGGAAUAUUUGUUAAUGUCCUUUUGUAGAGAUGCUAAUAGUUCCCUUUUUACUGGUGGUGGAAAUAUGGAAGAGAAUUAAAACUGGUUAGUUAUCUGCUAUUUUGCUCGGAUUCUCCAUAAAUGUUAGUUGCACCCGUAUUGGAUCCUCCUAAAAUGCACUACUUUUUGUGGAUCAAGCACCCGGCGACAUUUUUGAAGAGUUCGAACAAACAUAAGUUAUGUGUACCCUCUGUUGAACAUAAGUCCAAGCAACAUAUGUAAUUAGCUGGUUUUACUUUUGGGUCUUUUCAUUGUGUACCAUCAGGGGAUGUCUUUUGGGGGAUAAAAAUUAAGAUAGUCGUUCUUUUAGCUAAAAAUUAAAAUGAAACUGUUUUCCAAGAACAAGGGUCAAAAGGUAGUUCAAAAGGCUGGUUAUUUUGGGUACAAUACUUGUAUGAGUUGACAUUACUGAACUGGGAGAAUAUAAGUCCUACUCCUUCCAGUUUGCUUAGAAGGGAUUAUUUUCAUGUAAAUAUUCAUAUACAUAUCUGUAAUAUUGUAAGGCUUCAUGUGAUAUAGCUCAUGAUUGCUCGUGGGAGUGUUAAGUCACAUUGCAUAGUCAUUUGGAUCGCUAUAGUUAGAGUUCCAUGAAUCAUUUAUUGUUCUUUGUAUUUUUUUUGUUUUCUGCUCUAUCCGCAGUACAACCUUAGUGGAGCAAAUCUAGAGUUAUUUAUGAAAAGAAACAAUUACUGCACCUGUUAAUACUUGGUAUCUUUUAGAAGCAACCAUGGAAAAACAGAUAUCUAAGAUCUUUUAUUAAAUAUAUUCUCUUUUGUUUCAAUUUGUAAUUCCUUAACUGACAUCCAGAAUAAAGAGCUAUGAAAGACUCUAUAAUGCUUGAUCGUGCCAACACGCUUUGUACACUCGUUAUUGAAUAUAUUUAAUACCCAAAUAUUCAUGGAGAUGUUUUCAUGAGAAAUUGCAUUAUAUUUUUAAUUAAAAUUAGGCAUACUUUUGUAGAACAAUGUAAGGUUACCUCCUGUUUUCUUAUCAAUACAUUCUCGUCUUGUUGCUGGCAAUUCCACUUUAUUAUCCUUCAUUAUACAUCUUCACGUGUUGUGUGGUUAGAUACACAAGAAAAAAAGCAGAAAAAACAAAUCCAAGAGGUUAUCCAGUUCCAAGGAUGACUUGUCAUCUUCUGCUUCUUUCUAUUAUCCUAGCAGUCCACAGUUUUUGUCCUCUGAUUCAGAGGUUGAUUAUAGUAGGAAAAAAUGUAGGCACUCACGUGAUAUGCAACACGUGAAGACAAGAACUUGGAGAAGAUAUUCAAGCCAAGAUGUCAGUGAGAGUUCACCCCUGUAAAGAAAGAAAACUGUCAAAUAGAAAAAGUCUUGAUUAUGGGAGGAAAGUACGAAAGAGACAAUAGUAUUAGCUCCGUAGGUAGAGAUUCUAAGAGCUUUUCCACUUGCCAAGAUGCAACUAAUAGUGGUAAAUAGAAAGUGAUUAUAAUAUUGAGUUUAAUUAAAAUACAUUUGCAUAUACUACUUAAGGUUCCAAAUAUUUAUAGCUUUAACAAAUUAAUCUUGUCGUAAAAUACCUGACGUCUACUUUUAAUAAAACAAAAUCUGCGCCGCAUGUAAAAAUAAGCCGGUUUUCUACUUUGUUUUUAUGGAAAUUAACACACUUCUGUGGGCUUAACUCCAAAUCCUUAAAACCCCUCUAAGCCUUGUACCUUCAUCCAUUCUAUAAGAAGGGUUUUGAUUUGGGGAAAUUGAGGUUGUGUGAAGUGAAAAAUGGGGAGAGUAUUUUUGGUUCAUCCUGAAGGCAAAACAUGGAAUUGCAAAUUCUGCGAUGCCAAACUUGGUCACGUUGGUUCACUUGUUACAAAGGCUUUACGUUGCAGCAGUGGAAGAGCAUACCUGUUCAAUGAAGUGGUAAAUAUAACUUUUGGAGAGGCUGAGGAGAGGACGUUGCUUUCUGGAACGCACACUGUAAUGGAUAUAUUUUGUGUUCGCUGUGGGCAGAUUGUUGGCUGGAAAUAUGUGAAAUCCCAUGAGGAAAGCCAGAAGUACAAGGAAGGGAAAUUUGUCCUUGAAGGGAUCAGGAUCGUUGAGGGUGAAUUUGAUUCUGAAUUCUACAUUGAUACUCGUUCAAGCUCAAGUGAUGAUGAAGAUGGAGAUACAGUGUAAUUGUGGGAGCUUAGUGCACCGAUUUGCAGAUACUUGUAUCUUGUAGACUUAGCAAAAGAAUAGUUGUAUCUUAUCUGGAGAUCUCUUCAAGUUUGUGGAUGUUUAAACUAAGUUGCUGCAGAAGUGUUUUCUAAUCAAUAUGGGUUGACUUAAGUUAAUGAUUUAGUGGUCUUACAUGUU